AUGGCGACCUUGCUCCGGUCUGAUCCGAGGAGGCUAUUGGCUAUAAGCAUUGAGGGAAAAUUCUUCAUGAACCACAAAAUCCACUUAGCAGAUUUGGAUAUUCUAGAUGAGUUAUAUAUCCUAUAUACAAUACAAUUACCAUAUGCAAGCCUCCGCGAUCUCCCGCAAUGCGGCCGUCUCCUUGGAUUCGCCCAGAUUCCGUCGUUGAAGGGUCCCAAUUUGAGGCAGUUCCCUGUUCUGAGGGCCCAGGUCUCAACCGAUAAUUCUUCAACAUCAAACGCGUUGAAAAAAGAACCGUUGAAUGGUAAAGUUGGUGAGACCAUUGAGGAAGAAAGACAAGCUGAAGUACCUGAAUCCGUCAUAUCUGCAUUCAUGGCUGAAGUUUCUGAUCUUGUUAAGCUUGUGGAUUCAAGGGACAUAACAGAGCUACAACUAAAGCAGAAAAAUUGUGAACUCAUAAUAAGGAAAAAGGAAGCCUUGCCACAGGCAGCCUCUUCUGCUCCUGUUGUCAUGAUGCAACCUUCACCUCAAGCUAUGUAUGCACCUCAGCCUCCAGGGCCCAGUAUUGCUCCUCAACCUGCAGCAGCUGCUGCUCCACCAGCAUCAGCACCUGCAGCACUUCCUGCCUCAGCAAAGGCUAGCAAAUCAUCACAUCCUCCACUUAAAUGCCCCAUGGCUGGAACAUUUUACCGUUGCGCAGCACCUGGGGAGCCACCAUUUGUUAAGGUUGGAGAUAAGGUCAAAAAAGGGCAGGUCGUUUGCAUUAUUGAGGCAAUGAAAUUGAUGAAUGAAAUUGAGGCUGAUCAGGAUGGGACAGUUGUUGAUAUAAUUGCGGAGGAUGGAAAGCCAGUUAGCGUUGAUACUCCUUUACUUGUGAUCGAACCCUGAAGAAGUUGGCUUGAUACGUAUCCUAGGAUAAUUCAUCAUUGAGGUUUGUUUGUUAUUCUGUAGACAAAAUAUAUUUAUUCGAUAUUCCAAUCAUCUCAGCAAUAAGGUACAUGAUGAUUAGUGGAACUCCUGCGCCACGACAGCCGAAACUGAAAGGAAAUGUAUUGAUUAACUGCAGCAAACUGCUGCCGUGUCUUUAGUCUUCAUCGUGUUCCUUGUAUUGCUUCAUUUUCUUUCUUUGUGAUAUGAUAUGUGGGUCAAAACAGUUUUUGUGGGUAGAGUUUGUCGUUCUCUGAAGAGGGACUAAGCAAAGUUGUCUUCCUAGAAUAUCUGUUUAAUGAAGUUGAUCGUUAUCCUACUGUUCAGGAUUUAUAAUAUGUUGUUUGCUAGAAGUGCAUUAAUGGAGUGCUAUGUUGUUGUCACAUUCUCAACUUGGCAUUGUUUA
Molecule: messenger RNA, 1333 nt
Organism: Asparagus officinalis (garden asparagus)
Lineage: Eukaryota; Viridiplantae; Streptophyta; Magnoliopsida; Asparagales; Asparagaceae
Product: biotin carboxyl carrier protein of acetyl-CoA carboxylase 1, chloroplastic-like
Exons: 10
Coding region: 1-888 (295 amino acids)
Biological process (GO): fatty acid biosynthetic process
Cellular component (GO): acetyl-CoA carboxylase complex
Molecular function (GO): acetyl-CoA carboxylase activity
Source: RefSeq, a predicted model, not a curated record